AUGCCAUCACUAAAUGAUGUGCCAGGUGUUAGGCCAAUGACUACAAAUAAUCUUACUGAACGAAUGAAUAAGUUAAUUGAAGGUCAAUGCAUAAGCACUCAGCCAAUUAACCGUUUUAUCGAGAGGCUAUAUGGCAUUACUUUAGUGCGAGAUAAUAUUAUUAAAGAGACCUCUUCACAACUCAUAUUCGAAGCAGUCAAACCUGCAGUUAAAGAAUUGGAUACAUAUUUCUAUGUGAAAAAAGGAAAUAACAAGUUUCGAUCACCAUACACUAUGAGAGAUAUUUACAUUGAUAAUAAAUUAUAUCAAUUACUUAAACCAAUGCUAGAUAAACUUGCAUCAAAACAUCCAAUUGAACAACAAGAUAACUAUUAUCUUGUUAAUAUUUCUACUGCUCGUUUAUUUAAUGAUGUCGAAAAUAAGAAAAUUAUACUUGAUAUUAUAAAGCAUGAUCUUGUGCUAUAUUUUCGUAAUAAGGAACGUGCAAUGCCAAAUGAGCAGAAAAAUUUUAUCAUUUAUAAUAACUCUAUUGAUGCUGCAUUUGGUGAGAUCCUUCAAUUUUAUUCAGCACGAGGUAGUGAUAUCUUUUUUUCAAGUGAACGUGGUGUUACAGAGCAAGACCCAUUUUGUCCUGCUGAAAUGCUAAUACAAAAAGUAUCAAGUGUUGAAGCUUCUAAGGUACAUGGGGCAAAGCCACGAAAGUCUAAUGGUUUUGUACCUACAGAAAAUAAAGAGAAUAAUUUUAUUGAUAAUGAUUCAAUGCUGCUUGAGGACGAAAUGGAGUUAUCAGACACAUCUGAGUUGAAAGGGACUUCAGAAGAUAAUACAAGAGAAACAUUACGUCUAAUAGCAUCAUCAAUUCAAAA
Molecule: messenger RNA, 866 nt
Organism: Cetraspora pellucida
Lineage: Eukaryota; Fungi; Glomeromycota; Glomeromycetes; Diversisporales; Gigasporaceae
Source: the annotation of a GenBank genome assembly